CAGUUUUGCCGAAAGAGCUCUUUUGGCUCAAUCGACCCUAGCUCAGCUUACAAAGCCACUCCCAAUUUUAGAGUUCAGAAGCACCACCGGAUCCUACUGUAGCAGAAUCCGAUCAAAGCGUUGCACACUGAAAUUUCUGUGAGGAAACCAUGAAGAGCAUUCUGUCUCUCCAGAGGACAUCCCUAGUCCGACAUCAUAGUGAGAAGUGCGGUGUUGGUUACAGAUUAUUUAGCACUCAGGGUGCUUCUACUACUGGUACUCCUCAGGCUGCGCCGCCGCCACCGCCACCGCCACCGCCUCCACCUCCAGAGAAAACCCAUUUUGGCGGCCUUAAAGAUGAGGACCGGAUUUUUACCAACUUAUAUGGGUUACAUGAUCCUUUUCUCAAAGGUGCCAUGAAACGGGGUGAUUGGCAUCGAACUAAAGAUCUGGUACUUAAGGGGACUGAUUGGAUUGUAAAUGAAGUAAAGAAGUCCGGCCUUCGUGGACGUGGUGGUGCUGGUUUCCCUUCUGGCCUCAAAUGGUCAUUCAUGCCAAAAGCAUCUGAUGGGCGUCCUUCCUAUCUUGUUGUCAAUGCUGAUGAAAGUGAACCUGGGACUUGCAAAGACAGGGAAAUUAUGCGGCAUGACCCGCAUAAAUUGUUAGAAGGAUGCUUGAUUGCUGGAGUGGGAAUGCGGGCUAGUGCUGCUUAUAUUUAUAUAAGGGGUGAAUAUGUAAAUGAGCGGAAAAACCUGGAAAAGGCUAGGAAAGAGGCUUAUGCAGCUGGUUUAUUGGGUAAAAAUGCCUGUGGCUCAGGCUAUGAUUUUGAUGUGCAUAUCCACUAUGGUGCUGGUGCUUACAUUUGUGGUGAGGAAACAGCACUUCUGGAAAGUCUUGAAGGGAAACAAGGUAAACCAAGAUUAAAGCCACCUUUCCCCGCCAAUGCAGGGUUGUAUGGUUGUCCUACCACUGUGACAAAUGUGGAGACAGUGGCUGUUUCUCCUACUAUUUUAAGACGUGGGCCAGAAUGGUUUGCCAGUUUUGGCAGGAAGAAUAAUUCCGGGACAAAAUUAUUUUGUGUGUCUGGGCACGUGAACAAGCCUUGCACUGUUGAGGAGGAAAUGAGUAUUCCCCUGAAGGAGUUGAUAGAGAGGCACUGCGGAGGUGUUAGAGGAGGGUGGGAUAAUUUGCUCGCAGUAAUUCCAGGAGGAUCAUCUGUUCCUCUAAUUCCCAAGCAUAUAUGUGAUGAUGUUUUAAUGGAUUAUGAUGCACUCAAAGCUGUCCAGUCAGGGUUGGGUACUGCAGCCGUGAUUGUGAUGGAUAAGUCAACUGAUGUUGUGGACGCCAUUGCAAGGCUUUCUUACUUCUACAAACAUGAAAGUUGUGGCCAGUGCACACCAUGCAGAGAGGGAACUGGAUGGCUCUGGAUGAUCAUGGAAAGAUUGAAAAUUGGGAAUGCAAAGCUAGAAGAAAUUGAUAUGCUUCAGGAGGUGACAAAGCAAAUUGAAGGACACACAAUUUGUGCCUUGGGUGAUGCUGCUGCUUGGCCAGUGCAGGGUCUUAUCAGGCAUUUUAGACCAGAGCUUGAGAGAAGAAUUAAAGAACGUGCAGAGAGGGAGUUGCUGGAGGCUGCUGCUUAGACUUUGUACCAAGGGGUAAGCAUACUGGUGGAUAGCAAGAAAUGUAAUAAAGUCUGUGCCUCUGAUUUUGGAAGGAUGGAUGGCUCCAGUUUCGGCGGCCUUGACGUCUUUCUCAUUUUAAUUUUAAAAUUUACAACUUGAUGACUGGAACCAGAGUAAUCUAAUCUUCUGGACUUGGAUACAAUGUGUUUCCUGAACAGGGCCUUUGACACAAUUUCAUGUAUGAAAAUAAUAUAAUUUGUUGUUAAUUGUACUAAACAACCGAUGAUUAUGUGGUGUUUGUUGUUUAUCAA
Molecule: messenger RNA, 1912 nt
Organism: Neltuma alba
Lineage: Eukaryota; Viridiplantae; Streptophyta; Magnoliopsida; Fabales; Fabaceae
Product: NADH dehydrogenase [ubiquinone] flavoprotein 1, mitochondrial
Exons: 3
Coding region: 150-1619 (489 amino acids)
Biological process (GO): mitochondrial electron transport, NADH to ubiquinone
Cellular component (GO): respiratory chain complex I
Molecular function (GO): 4 iron, 4 sulfur cluster binding; NADH dehydrogenase (ubiquinone) activity; NAD binding
Source: RefSeq, a predicted model, not a curated record